UAGAUUGGGAUAUUGUGGCGUUAGAUCAGCACCUGACCCCGCCCAAGCUAGGGUUCUUCCCGGACGGCUUCCCGCCCUUCCGCUCCUAUCCACUGUUAUCACGGUAUCCGCCGACCCGAUAUCUCCCUCUCUCUCCCUCUCUCUCCCCACAAACAGUCGCCAUGGCCUCUUUCUCCCCUCUCUACCAGCCCCGCUCGGCAGUCCGCAUCAACUUCUCCUCUCUCCGGCGAUGCCGCUGCCACCCUCUCUAUUCCCUCCUCCCCACCUCCGCCUUCUCCAACCCUUAUCAUCGCCCCCCCAUCUCCCCGCCCCCGCCACCCACCCCCAGAUCUUCUCUCAAUCCCCUCUUCCUUCGCUGCUUGUCUCCCGUGUCCAGCAUCGCUUCUGUUCCCAGCCCCAACCCUUCUCCAAGUCUCUUCCGCCGCUUUGCCCGGUGUGCGGCCACCGCCGUGGCCUCCGAAGCCCCGCAAGAUCCAGUGUCAACUUCUGAGAACAAUGAUAAAGGACGUAUUUACCAUGAGACAUAUGGAUGUCAAAUGAAUGUUAAUGACAUGGAGAUAGUACUGUCUAUCAUGAAAAAUGCAGGGUAUGUAGAAGUUGUGAAGGAGCCUGAGAAUGCAGAGGUCAUAUUUAUUAACACCUGUGCCAUCCGAGACAAUGCUGAGCAAAAGGUCUGGCAGAGACUAAACUACUUCUGGUUUCUGAAAAGGGAAUGGAAGACUAAUGUUUCUGUUGGAAGAUCACAGUCUCUGCGUCCGCCAAAGAUUGUUGUUCUGGGAUGCAUGGCUGAGAGGUUGAAGGAUAAAAUACUUGAUGCAGAUAAAAUGGUAGAUGUAGUCUGUGGACCAGAUGCUUAUAGGGACUUGCCUCGCUUACUAGAAGAGGUUGACUAUGGGCAAAAAGGAAUCAAUACGCUUCUCUCCCUUGAAGAAACUUAUGCUGAUAUCAGUCCAGUAAGAAUUCCAAGCAAUUCAGUGACUGCAUUUGUCUCAAUAAUGAGGGGAUGCAAUAAUAUGUGUUCAUUUUGCAUUGUUCCAUUCACUAGAGGCAGAGAGAGAUCUCGUCCGGUGUCUUCAAUUGUUAGAGAAGUUGGUGAACUAUGGAAAGAGGGUGUAAAAGAAGUAACUCUCCUUGGUCAAAAUGUGAACAGUUAUAAUGAUACUUCAGAAGCCAAAGAACCAGGAUCAAAUUGGAGACUUAGUGAAGGAUUUUCCAGUGUGUGCAAAGUGAAGAAUAUGGGAUUGCGGUUUUCUGAUCUCUUGAAUCGACUAUCCUUGGAAUUUCCGGAGAUGCGCUUCAGAUUUACAUCACCACAUCCAAAGGAUUUUCCAGAUGAUUUAUUGUUCUUAAUGCGGGAUAGGUAUAAUAUCUGCAAAAAUAUUCAUUUGCCAGCUCAAACAGGGAGUACCUCAGUGCUUGAAAGAAUGCGUCGAGGUUAUACCCGGGAGGCUUACAUGGACCUUGUGCGCAAAAUACGAGACAUCGUUCCAGAUGUAGGAUUAAGUAGUGAUUUUAUAUGUGGCUUUUGUGGAGAAACAGAGGAGGAACAUGCUGAUACCCUGAGUCUUGUAAGGGCUGUUGGAUAUGAUAUGGCAUACAUGUUUGCAUAUAGCAUGAGGGAAAGAACUCAUGCCCACAGAAAUUACAUAGAUGAUGUUCCUGACAGUGUCAAACAGAGGAGGCUGACUGAACUGAUUGAUGCCUUCCGUGAAAGCACCGGGCAGUUCUAUGAUUCUCAGGUGGGAACUGUUCAACUUGUUUUAGUUGAGGGACCCAAUAAGAGGGCUCCUGAGACAGAACUGAUUGGAAGGAGCGAUAGAGGUCACAAAGUCUCCUUUCUUAAUGUUCCUCUCCUGCACACAGUUGAGGCUGAUGGAAUGCGAAACCCAGAGGCUGGAGAUUAUGUGGAAGUCCGCAUUUUGAAAUCAACGAGGGCAUCUUUGUCUGGAGAGGUGCUUGCACGCACAAGCUUGAGCAUGUUUUAUGAAAAAACUUUCGUGUCUUCUGGUGCAACUGCAAGGUAACUGAUGAGAUGGUGAUCCAUAUUUUUGAGAUGGUCGAUCCUGUCAAAUGGUGCUACUUCUUGCUGUCUAUAUGGAGAAGGGGACCGCAAGUCUGUUUACGGAGGAUGUGAAUCUAGUAGUUUGAGUAGUCCAUUUUCAAACUCUUCCAAAGAUUUAGAGGCACGAUAUAAUCUCCUGAGGAAUGAUAGUGUUUGCAAUCUAGCAUCCUGGGGCUACUGUACUGCCAUAUGAUACAGAGCUUGUACGUUCUUCUGCCAGGACAUUUCGAGUUCAAUUGAUGAGAGCACAAAAAUGUGAUCUACAUACCACUUAAAUUAGUUUUAUUGUUAACAGAUGAUGAUAAUAUCGUCGAGUUAAAUUGUAUUUUGUGUUUCGCAUAGUCUUA
This is a messenger RNA of Phoenix dactylifera (date palm), 2409 nucleotides long. RefSeq names its product Methylthiotransferase. Gene Ontology annotation, cellular component: cytosol; mitochondrion. Gene Ontology annotation, biological process: tRNA modification; negative regulation of cyclin-dependent protein serine/threonine kinase activity. The record is from RefSeq and is a predicted model, not a curated record. Gene Ontology annotation, molecular function: 4 iron, 4 sulfur cluster binding; tRNA-2-methylthio-N(6)-dimethylallyladenosine(37) synthase activity. Lineage: Eukaryota; Viridiplantae; Streptophyta; Magnoliopsida; Arecales; Arecaceae.